AUAUAAAAUAACGGGUCUUUGGCUUUGGGCUAUCCGAAUAUAUGGCCCAUUUAUAAAUUUGAAGUAGAGGGUAAAUUUGCCGUUAAAAGUUGAGAAAGCGGAGGUGAAGAAAAACGCAGGGUCAAAAUGGAAGCUCUGAUAGCCUCGUACGGUGACACAUCGUCCGAUUCUGAUUCAGAACUCAGUAGCUCAACGACAAUUACAAGCACCGGUGCCACAAAUUCAAAUGUUCAGCCGGAGACGACUAGUUUGCCUUUGCCGCCUCCGCCUCUCUCUCUCCUCACUCCUCCCAAUUCAUUGGGUACGGUCGAUUAUCUCACUAGUAGUCAGCCUCAGCCGAGCAGACUCCGGAGCUUUCCCCAUGUUGAAGGCAACUAUGCCUUACACGUCUAUAUCCCAGUUACUGUACCAUCUGCAUCAAAGAAGGAGCUGGCCCAGCUUUUGAAGAAGGUUUCAUCUAUUGUACCAGGUCUUCAUGCUGUUGACAUUGACAUUCCAUUAAGUAGCCUGUGUGAAGAUGAUUCUAAGUUUCAGCUAGUUACAUUGGGAAGGCAAUUUCACAUAAGUUUAGGAAGAACUGUCCCAAUACGUGUUCACCAAAUUGACUCCAUUGUAGCAAUGCUUCGCCAGAAGCUUCAGUGUCAGCGGCGGUUUUGGAUUGAUUUUAGUCAGUGGGAGGUUUUCAUAAAUGAUGAUUGCACACGAUCAUUUCUCUCAAUAGAAGUUCUUACAGGAGGAUUACUUGAGAUCACUAAGCAGAUUCAAGUGGUUAACGAGGUUUACAGGCUUCAUAAUCUUCCCGAGUUUUACAAGAGCCCACGCCCUCAUAUAUCCUUAGCUUGGGCAUUGGGAGAUAUUAGCAAUUCUUUAAAGAGAGUGAUCGAAGAAGAGACAAAGAAAUUAAGGGUCGAGGGUUCAUUACAGAAACGUAUCUUUUCAAGUAAAUUCAGUGCUCUUUCUUUGUGUUCUCUUGCAGUCAUAGACAAACAGAUAAAUUGCAAGUAGAUAAAUAAAGGGAACUAAAACCAUCUGUGACUGUGAGCCCUUGUCUUAAAAUCAUCAGGCUCCAUCCCUGCUCCUGGCUCCUGGGAUUAUGUUUUACAACUGUUUUCAGUGAGCUUCAGAUUAAAGGGCCCCUCCACGUUUCUCAAAAUAAAUGAGUGGGUGGGUGGGCCCUCAUCUACUUUUUGAAUUCUACGUUUUACAUCUUUUCGUGACAGCCGUGUUACCGUGUACCAGUGUCCAGUGCCCAGUGGACACUUUUGUUUGUUUCCUUGACCCGCAAAUUAUAUUACUAGUGGGAUCUGCCGCAUUAACUGGAAUUGGAUCAA
This is a messenger RNA of Mangifera indica (mango), 1331 nucleotides long. Its product is annotated as U6 snRNA phosphodiesterase-like. Gene Ontology annotation, molecular function: 3'-5'-RNA exonuclease activity. The transcript has 7 exons. Gene Ontology annotation, biological process: U6 snRNA 3'-end processing. The record is from RefSeq and is a predicted model, not a curated record. Gene Ontology annotation, cellular component: nucleus. Bases 127 to 1005 code for a protein of 292 amino acids. NCBI's taxonomy places the organism in Eukaryota, Viridiplantae, Streptophyta, Magnoliopsida, Sapindales, Anacardiaceae.